This is a messenger RNA of Megachile rotundata (alfalfa leafcutting bee), 1655 nucleotides long. It is a transcript of the gene Apime-ASTA, whose product is annotated as allatostatin A. Gene Ontology annotation, molecular function: neuropeptide hormone activity. NCBI's taxonomy places the organism in Eukaryota, Metazoa, Arthropoda, Insecta, Hymenoptera, Megachilidae. The record is from RefSeq and is a predicted model, not a curated record.
UCUGGCAACACACGUAUAAAGGGUGGCGUCCCGAUGCCUCGAUCGUCAUAUCCCGCGUAGACGUCGAACUUCGCGACGCCCGGCGUCCACAGUCAAGCCUCGAACUCCUUCGGCUACGUGUCGGGUGAAAACGGAAAGGGAGAAGUACUGGACGGUUAAUCGACUCCCGCAGGAGCCACUUUACUCUUCCGACGCUUUUCCAGCAACAGUGCGAUAUAAGAAGAGAAACAUGGAUACAAGAACGAGUUUAAUAACCACGAGCGUGGCUGUUCUGUACGUGGUGGGAAUGGUCGGAAUGUCGGUCGCCGCGGUCGAAGAAACCCCUUCUUCUUCAAUGAACGUACAACCCUAUAAUACAAUGUUGAAUUCAGUGGGUUUCGACGAUCCAAUUCCUGACAAAAGAGCGUACACUUACGUCUCUGAGUACAAAAGGCUACCAGUUUAUAACUUCGGUAUUGGAAAACGGUGGGCUGAUAACAGCGACGAUAAAAGAGGUCGUCCCUACUCCUUCGGCUUAGGAAAACGUCUAAAACAAUACAGUUUCGGUCUGGGAAAGCGAAGCGACAACACCGACUACCCUAUCCGACUAAAUCUCGACUACCUCCCCGUCGACGGCUUAACCUUGCACUCCCAAGAAAACGUAGACGAUUUCCUCGAAGAGAAACGCAACAGGCAGCCGUACAGCUUCGGUCUGGGUAAAAGAGGGGUGCACUACGCGUCUGGACAAUCGGUGGCCACCGGAAAACGACCGAACGACGUUUUCAGCCAGAGAUACCACUUCGGUUUGGGGAAAAGGAUGUCGGAGGACGAGGAGGACAUGCAAUAGGACCUCUAGGUCCGAAUACCUCGGUCGAUCGAACUCGAUCUUGUAAACGCUCGGAAAAGUAGCUCUCCAUCUCGAUGUCGCACAGAGUUUUAUUGUCAGAUAAAAGUAUAUCGAUAACAAUAAAGAACAAGUUUUGAAGUUUCCUCCUUCCUGAAUUCUUCUUUCUUUUUUUGUUGUUCUUGCGAUUUUUUUUUGUUUUGCCUCUGCGGUUUUUUGGGGACCUUUGUGAGAUCUACUGUGGUUUUGUGGAGGGUGAGAAGUUUGGAGUUUUUGGAUGGUGAGAAGUUUUAAGGUUUUCUUUUGGGGGAAAAUUCUUGAGGGGGUUUGAAUUUCUUCGAGGGUGGGAUUUGAUGGAUUUUGUGUGGUUUCUUUGUUUUUUGAAGGAAGGCUGCGGAAUUUAAUUACAAGGCUGGGAAUUAAGCUUAUGUUUUCUUCUUUUAGGUUAUGAAGGUUUCUUUGUCUUCCUUUUUCACAGCUUUUGCUCUUUUAUUAGGAAUUUGAAGAAAUUUCUUUUGGGGUCUGAUAGAUCUAUUUUGUAGAGAAAUUUCUUCAGUUUCUAAAUGAUAUUGCAAGGCUGGGAAUUUGGGAAUUAAAUUUAAAUGUGUUUUCUUCUUUUAGGUUAUGAAGAUUUCUUUGCCUUCCUUUUUCACAGCUUUUGCUCUUUUAUUAGGAAUUUGAAGAAAUUUCUUUCGGGGUCUGAUAAAUCUAUUUUGUAGCGAAGUUUCUUCAGUUUCAGUUUCAAUUGCAAGGCUGGGAAUUUGGGAAUUAAAUUUAAAUGUGUUUUGUUCUUUUAGGUUAUGAAGAUUUCUUUGUCUUCCUUUUUCGCAGC